CUCGCGCGGGAUGCGGCUGUCAUUUUGUUACAUAUUAUCCACCGGUUUUCCCGCUGAGAGAGAUCGCGCUCGAUCCGGUUUUGUUCGAGAUCGACUCGCAGCAUCCUUAAAUGACCGAGGCAAUUUAUUCCGCAUAAGUUCAAGGUACGCUCCUCGGAGUGGAUGCUGAGAAACUGGUCUUCGGGAUAUUCAGUCGUAAACCCAGAACGAUCGCGCGCGGCCACUUUUAUCGCUGCGGCUCUCGGAGAGGCGCGCAGAACGGACACGCUCGGAAUCGAUUUUCCCUGUGCCUCCACCGCGUCGACCGUGUGCGGGACUUACGCUCUCUCGCGAUUUCCUAGAGUUCUUCUUCACGCAAGUCAUCAUCAAGAAGUCUCUCUCUUGUGUUUGCGACAACGCAAUUAUCUCCGGUAUAAAUAAUAUACGUGAUCGCGCAACAAUGUGCGGGUCGCCGCCGUUAUCGUCGGUGCGCAACGUACGUUCCCCGUAAACGCACGUCGUUUCGUGCUUUAUCGGAGUAUUCGCGAUCCCGGCCAAAGGUUGUUCCCGCCCAAAAACACUUGGACCUGCUCGAUCGUGAGAUUACUGUUACGACUCGAUCAACCGUCAGAUAUCGGGAUUUCUAACCGUGGACCGAGGUUGGGAUUUAACAAGCGGAAGUAUCAACGGGACGGGGGAGGAGAACAGGCGAGGACGGCGGCUACGGGGGAGCGAGAGAGUGUGAGACAAGACGAGAGGGUGUGAAUCGACAGAAGAGCGGCCGAAGGAUGACGGGCGAGGACGGAAAGCGCGGUGGCGGCACCGGCGACGUUACUAGCGGAGCAAACAUGAAUACGAACGUCACCGACAACGUCAACAAUGUCAACGCUAACAUAAACGUCAGCCAGCAAAACGGUGGACCAGAAAAGGCACCCGUCGUCGGCGGCACCAACGUGGAGACACUGCCACGCGCCGGAAAGAGCGAUCCCAGUACCACGUUUUUACGAGCGGCUCGAGCCGGUCAGCUCGACAAGGUUUUGGAAUAUCUUGAAUCCGGAGUGGACAUCAACGCUUCUAACGCUAAUGGCUUGAAUGCUUUACAUCUGGCGGCUAAGGACGGCCACUUAGAAAUCGUAAGAGAGCUCCUAAACCGCGGCGCGAUCGUAGACGCCGCUACCAAAAAAGGGAACACGGCGUUGCACAUAGCUUCUCUUGCUGGACAAGAGGAGGUUGUACAAUUGCUGGUACAAAAAGGUGCCUCUGUGAACGCGCAAUCGCAAAAUGGAUUCACGCCGCUGUACAUGGCCGCUCAGGAGAAUCACGACUCCGUGGUCAAGUACCUCCUCAGCAAGGGCGCGAAUCAGACUUUGGCCACCGAGGACGGUUUCACUCCGUUGGCGGUGGCCAUGCAACAGGGUCACGACAAAGUGGUAGCCGUUCUAUUAGAAAACGACACUCGCGGUAAAGUUCGACUACCCGCCCUACACAUCGCCGCUAAGAAAGACGACUGCAAAGCGGCUGCCCUACUUUUACAAAACGACCAUAAUCCAGAUAUAACAUCGAAAAGCGGUUUCACCCCGCUGCAUAUAGCCGCGCAUUAUGGCAACGACCGAAUCGCUUCCCUGCUCUACGAUAGAGGGGCGGAUGUCAAUUUCGCGGCAAAGCACAAUAUCACACCAAUACACGUGGCCGCCAAAUGGGGUAAGAUCAAAAUGGUCAAUCUUCUCAUGAGCAAGGGGGCGAACAUCGAAGCGAAAACGAGAGACGGUCUAACUCCUCUGCACUGCGCAGCCAGAUCCGGCCAUCACGAGGUGGUCGACAUUCUCAUCGAGAAGGGAGCACCCAUCGGUUCGAAAACGAAAAAUGGUCUUGCGCCGUUGCACAUGGCUUCCCAAGGGGAUCACGUUGACGCCGCGAGGAUUUUGUUGUACCACCGCGCGCCCGUAGACGAGGUAACGGUGGAUUACUUGACCGCGCUGCAUGUAGCCGCGCACUGCGGCCACGUACGCGUGGCCAAGUUACUUUUGGACAGAAACGCCGAUCCCAACGCGCGAGCUCUGAACGGAUUCACUCCCCUUCAUAUCGCGUGUAAGAAAAAUAGAAUAAAAGUGGUCGAACUUCUUCUGAAGCACAAAGCGAGCAUCGAAGCUACGACUGAGUCCGGAUUAACCCCAUUGCAUGUCGCGAGUUUUAUGGGAUGCAUGAACAUCGUGAUUUACUUGCUGCAACACGAAGCCAGUCCCGACAUACCGACCGUGAGGGGCGAAACGCCGCUACACUUGGCUGCCAGGGCGAAUCAAACCGACAUCAUUAGGAUACUUCUCAGGAACGGCGCUCAGGUUGACGCAAGAGCAAGAGAGGAACAAACACCGCUUCACGUCGCUUCCCGCUUGGGUAAUGUCGAUAUCGUGAUGUUGCUGCUGCAACAUGGUGCGAGUGUUGAUGCCACAACAAAGGAUUUAUAUACUCCGCUUCAUAUCGCUGCUAAAGAAGGCCAGGAAGAGGUCGCAUCCGUUCUACUAGAAAAUAGCGCAUCGCUCACUGCAACGACCAAGAAAGGAUUCACUCCUUUGCAUUUAGCGGCCAAGUACGGCAACAUGAACGUCGCUCGAUUAUUGCUGCAAAAGAACGCACCGGUUGACGCUCAAGGAAAGAACGGAGUAACCCCUCUUCACGUAGCGUCUCAUUAUGAUCAUCAGAACGUAGCUUUACUUUUACUAGAUAAGGGAGCCUCACCUCAUGCUAUGGCUAAGAACGGUCAUACGCCUUUACAUAUUGCUGCACGUAAAAAUCAGAUGGACAUUGCAACUACUUUGCUAGAAUACGGAGCAAAAGCUAACGCCGAAUCGAGAGCUGGAUUCACGCCAUUACAUAUUAGUGCACAAGAAGGUCAUACUGACAUGUCGACUCUUCUUAUCGAACAUAAAGCGGAUACGAAUCACAAAGCGAAGAAUGGCCUUACGCCUCUACAUUUAUGCGCACAAGAAGAUAAAGUGAGCGUCGCCUCCAUUCUCGUAAAGAAUGGCGCUCAGAUCGACGCUAAAACUAAGGCCGGAUAUACGCCGUUGCACGUGGCGUCUCAUUUCGGCCAGGCAGCUAUGGUCCGGUUUCUCUUGAGAUCCGGUGCCGCCGUUGACAGCAGCACCAACGCCGGUUACACUCCUCUCCAUCAAGCCGCCCAGCAAGGACACACGCUCGUCAUCAAUUUGCUGUUGGAGAGUAAAGCCAAACCGAACGCUGUGACUAAUAACGGACAGACUGCCCUGGACAUCGCACAAAAGCUUGGCUACAUAAGCGUGAUUGAAACACUGAAGGUUGUCACGGAAACCGUCAUCACGACGACUCACACGGUCACCAUCGAGGAGAAAUACAGAGUCCAAGCGCCCGAAUCCAUGCAGGAGACAUUCAUGAGCGACAGCGAGGACGAAGGAGGUGGUGAUGAAAUCGGCACGGCAGCCAUGAAUGUGUACGGGCAGCCUCCGCACGCGCAACACGUGUACCUUCCUUCUUACUACCAGGGCCAAAUGACCUAUACCCGUGAGGAUCCGAUGCUCAGCGACCAACAGCAGUAUCGUUACAUGACUGUUGACGACAUGAAAUCCAUGGCGGAUGACUCGAUGCGCAUGAACGUGACGGACGACGAGAGGGACAAUCGACAUUCCGCAGCACCAACUAUAACAGAGAUGAUUACGAAAGAAAACUAUCAGCGUACGACCGCCGCCAAUCUCAAGCCGGACAAUGUUGACAUCAACAGGCAUCCUGUGCAUGUCGGCGAGUCUCUAGAGUCCCUAUGCACUUCGCUGGCAGCCCUCAGUACCGUGCCGAAAGGACAAGGAAUGUGGAGGGACAGCUUUUUGGUUUCCUUCCUGGUGGACGCGAGAGGUGGUGCAAUGCGCGGAUGCAGACACAGUGGCGUCCGCGUAAUUGUUCCACCGCGCAAAGCCGCGAUGCCCAUGAGAGUCACGUGCCGGUACUUGAGAAGGGACAAACUAACCAAUCCACCCCCCCUGAUGGAGGGAGAGGCUUUAGCCAGCCGCAUCCUCGAACUGGGCCCCGUGGGUGCAAAAUUCUUAGGCCCUGUUAUCAUAGAGGUGCCACACUUCGCGUCGCUGCGCGGAAAAGAACGGGAAAUCGUAAUUCUACGGUCGGACAACGGGGAGACUUGGCGCGAGCACACCCUGGAAGCCAGCGAGGAGGCUGUCCAGGACGUGCUUAACGAGAGCUUUGAGGGAGAAGAGUUAAGCCAGCUGGAGGAUCUCCAGACGUCUCGAAUCGUGAGGAUACUCACUGUAGAUUUUCCACAUUACUUCGCGGUAGUGUCGCGCAUCAGGCAAGAGGUUCAUGCGGUUGGUCCCGAGGGCGGAACCGUGUCGUCGUCCGCUGUGCCACAGGUGCAAGCUAUCUUCCCGCAAGCGGCACUCACAAAGAAGAUCAGAGUCGGUUUACAGGCGCAUCCUAUACCGGCUGAUCUCGUCGCCAAGUUACUCGGGAACAGAGUAGCGGUGUCACCCAUCGUUACCGUGGAGCCGAGACGAAGGAAGUUCCACAAACCGAUAACCUUGACUAUUCCGGUGCCGCAGGCGGCCAACAAGGGCAUGAUCAAUCAGUACUCCGGGGACGCGCCGACUCUGCGACUUCUGUGCAGCAUAACUGGGGGUCAGACUCGGGCAGUCUGGGAGGACGUUACAGGCUCGACGCCGUUGACCUUCGUGAAAGAUUGCGUCUCAUUCACCACCACAGUUUCCGCGCGCUUCUGGCUGAUGGAUUGUCGCAACAUCUCGGACGCCACGAAAAUGGCCACGGAACUCUACACGCACGCGACACACGUGCCCUUCAUGGCCAAAUUCGUGGUGUUCGCGAAACGCGUAGACCCGCUUGAAGCGAGAUUACGCGUGUUCUGCAUGACGGACGACAAAGAGGAUAAAACUUUAGAGAAUCAGGAACACUUCACAGAAGUUGCAAAGAGCAGAGAUGUCGAGGUUCUGGAAGGAAAAACUCAAUAUAUGGAAUUCUCGGGCAAUCUCGUACCUGUUCUGAAAACCGGCGAGCAGCUUCAGCUGCCGUUUAGAGCGUUCAAGGAAAAUAGAGUGCCGUUUACCGCGAGAAUAAAGGACCCGGACGCCGCUGACAUGAUGGGCCGGAUUAUGUUCAUGAGCGAGCCCAAAGUUCCGAGGGGCGAAUUGCCGCAGACGCCGAUCUGCACGUUAAAUAUUUUGCUGCCGGAGAAGAUCUCUCCGGACACGGCUACGUCCGAGCUCGAUUUGCUGGAAUUGUCCAAGAACUACAGUUUUCUGCGCGACGGCGGAAUAAGCAGACCGGAUGCUAUACACAGAGCGACCAUCCGUUUGACGGACAUCGCCAAUCUAUUGGACAAGGAUUGGGAGCCGUUGGCGGAAGAGCUGAAUAUUCCACCCAAUGACAUAGCUUUAAUCAAACAAGAAUAUCCGGAUAAACCCGCGCAACAAGCUGCCGCGAUGUUCAAAAUCUGGCAGAAUAACGGAAACAAAGCCACAGGAAAUACGUUAGAAAAAGCUUUAAAUAAGAUUGGACGAGAAGAUAUAGUGAACAAAUGUAUUUUCAACGUCGAGCUGGUAACUGACGACGUAGAGAAGGCUGUGGCGAGAGUCAGAUUAGAUCAGCCAGGAUUUGAUUCAUUGAAAGAGGAAUUGGGACCGUCGAGGAACACAUCACUUCGCCGUGAUGCGACCAUGGAUCCUAAAAUGGAUCCCGAUUACGAAGAACCCGAUAGGAUGAAGGAUUCCGAGUCAGUCGAGGAUCUCAGUGUCACCGGCGCUGCGCAAGACAAACCCAAAGAGCACGUCACAAUCACAAACGGCACUGUAUUCAACGGAACCUCGACCCCCAUCAAAGACAAAUACGUGAGUGACGAGAAAGAGCUCGGCGACAUGAUGGCUGAUUACCUUGAGCACAAAUGUCACGUGACCGACACGAUGAGCAAAAAGUCGCGCGACGAACUGGACGAUCCGGACAAAAAACGUCAGAAAGCGAUCGCCGACGCCAACAAGAUAGUUUCUGGUGUAAUAGCAGACGCUGAGAAAGAGAAGGGGAAGUUAGCAAAGGAAGGGUGGUCGGUGGUUUAUGAUGAUGAUGCGCGGGACGGUAAAGAGGCACGGGGUGCUAUAGGGCAGACUUUAGUUAAUGUUCAGUUAGACAAAGCGGCCGCCGAGCCGAAAGGUAUUGUUUCCAAAUCGGUUACCGAGCAAUUGCCGAGCGUCGAACCGCCAAUGAUUAGGCAGCAUCGCGAUGUAAAGCCAGUUCCCAAAGUUAGUACUUCAAAAACAGUAGUUUCCGUUAGCGGUGAUCCGAAAGUAAGUCAGACGGUAGUUACUAAAACCACUACUACUACGGUAAUCAAGCAGUCCGAUCAGACGCCGACUAAGACUGUGACCACGAAAGAAACGGUAAUUGUUUCUCCCGACAAGAAAGACGUUGUUAGUGAAAAAGAGAAGCAAUCUAGAGAAGGUAAGGAAGUUGACGAAAAAAUAAUUCCGGACGUAACUUCUAAGACGGACACGCGUAGCGCGCAGAAGAUUGUGAAGGUUGAAAGUGUGACUCGAACAGAUCAGAAGAAACCGGAAGUGAAAGCUCCUGCGGACAAGGACAAAGCGAAAGAUCAAGAUCAGGAUAAAUUGAAGGAUAAAGAAAAGGACAAGGAAACUGUUGCAAAAUCUGCGAAAGUCUCGGCUUACGAAGACGUUUACAACACGCAGCAUCCUGCAGACAGCACGGAAGAAAAAUCGGAUGAAGAGACGAAGAAAACGAAGGACAAGAGCGGCGGAAUAUUCUCGGGCAUUUUCAAGGGUUCCAGAUUGAAGAAGAGCAAGAAGGGCUCCAAGGACACGUCCUUCGACAGCGGCGACGAGGAACCGAAAGCUGUUGCGAAAGUUUCGGACAAACAAUCGGAACUUCCGUCCGCCGAAAUAACGGAUUCGCAUUUCGACAGUAAACUCGCAGAAAUUACUGUCGCGCCUGAUGUGAAAUCCGCUACCAUGGAAUUCUUGGACGACUCCAGACGAGUUGCCGCGAACAUGCACGUACCUUACGAAGGUCCCACUAAGGCUGCGGAAAGCGUUGUAAAAGAAGAAAAGACGGAAGUCGUCGACAGCGACGACGACGGCAAAGAUAAGUCGGGCUUCUUCUCGAGUUUGUUCAAAGGCAAGUCGAAAAAGGAGGAGGAUGGUGCGGUAAUACCCGCUAUUCACGUCGAAAAGCCAAAAGAAUCUGCGGAACAGAUUGCGAAGAAAGAGAAGAAGAAGCUGGAAACAAUUGCGAAGGAAAACGAAAUGUUGUUGGAAAUUCAAAAAGAACUGAAAGAGGCCGAAGCGUCUAAGGAACUUCCUGAAGUGUCAAGUGCACUAGACACUGAAAUUGAAAAAGCUGUAAAAGUCAUCGAGGAUGCCAAGAGCAAACCGAUCGAGAAAGUUGUCGCAUCGGCGGACGAACAGCCACGAAAGGACGACGAAAGAGAUGACCAAACUAAGGAAAAAGGUAGCUUCUUCGGUAUCUUUAGAAGUCCAAAGACGAAGGAGAAGAAACUCGGCAAAUCGAAAGAAACGUCGUUUGAUAGCGGUGACGAGGAAAUCAAAGUCAUGACGGAGAAGCUUUUAGAUGACACACGCAAGAUUGCUGAUACCAGCGUAUUGCCGGUGGCAUACAAAAGCGACGGCACGAAAGUCACUCCCAAAGAAGAGGUGCGUACUUUUACGUCGACUACGCACUACGACGUGGAUAUACCUGCAGAUAAAAUCAGCAAGUCUUACGAUGUGAUCCAACCUAAGACCACAGUCGUCGAGAAAACUGUCGUUCGCGAAGUGAUACAAGAAAAAGCGGAUACCGACAAAAAACCUGAACAAAAGUCAGAAAAAACGAGCGCUGAGAAAUCUGCCACGGAAAGAAAAUCUGAAACACCGGAACCGAAGACAUCCGAGGCGGAAAAAGAAGCGAGUGACGAAACCAAGGAGAAGAGCGGCGGUUUCUUCGGCAUGUUCAAAAGUCCGAAGUUGAAGAGCAAGAAGAGAAGUAGAUCUCGGGAACAGAGUUCUUCCAAAGAGACUUCCUUCGACAGUGGCGAUGAAGAAGUUCGACUGGCAACGGCAAAACUUCUGGAAGAUACAAAACAGGUAGCAGAUACCCUGCAUCAUCCCGAAGACAAAAUAUCGGAAGUAGUUUCAAAAUCCCCACCUGUUGAUCACGAGCAACUUAAGAAAUCUAUUAUUCCUGAGGGUGAAGUCGCUGAAAAAGACAAGGGAAGCGGCAUUUUUGGCAUAUUCAGAAGCCCAAGACAAGCGAGAAGUUCCAGAAGCAGAUCCAAGGAAAAGACACCGUCACUCGAGUUACCAGAAAGCGAUCACGAGAAGCUACGAGACGCAACAGCGAAGUUCCUGGAGGAUACGCGAAACAUGUCGAUUCUCACAGGCGAACAAACGGAUACAGACCAUUCCAAAGAUAAACGUCCAACCGAACCAAAAGAUAAAAAUGGUAAAAUAGCAUCAGAAGUCAAACAGGUGCGAGAGCACGUUGUCACUACAGUAGAAGAUGUCGGGAAAGCAGUCAAAGAUGGUAAAGAUGUGAUCGACAAGAAGGUAGACGAGAAAGCGCGUGAUAUUACUGACAGCGUCGAAGUUGCGAAAGAUAAAGCAGCGAAAGAAUCUAAGAAAGCUAAAGAAAAAGGAUCGGGCUUCUUAUCGGGAAUAUUCAAGGGCGCGAAACACGCUGUGGAUGAAGUAUCUGAUGAUGUCAAAGAAUUUUUAGACGAAACCAAGAAAGAAGCUGCUUUGGAGGAAGCGCGAACAAAAGAGGCAGCAAAAGAUGGCUUGGAAACCUUGGAACAGAAAAAAGACAGCGUUGUAGCUACUACGAAAGAUAUUGCUGACAAAGCUGCGACAGACGUUAAAGAUGCAAAAGACAAAACAAUAUCAUUUGUAAAAGGGAAAAAAGAUACAGUUGCAGAGAAAAUAUCAAAAGAUGCGGAGAAAGCUGCGGAUCUCGCAAAAGCAGGUACCGAAAAAGUCGCGAAAGACGCAAAAGAAGUUGCAGAUGCUACAAAAACAGCAGGCAAAGAAGUAAUUACAGGAACAAAGAAAGUUGGUGAGAAAAUUGGCGACACUGCGGCAGACAUUGCAGAUGGCAUUAAAGAUACUAAAGAAGCGGCGGUUAAAGAAGCAAAAGAAGAUGCAAAAUUAGUAAAAGAAAAAGUGGCAGCUGGAACUGAUGCUGCAGUGGAUGCUGCAGAUGCUGCUAAAGAUAAAGCAACGAAGGAAGCAAAGAAAGCAAAAGAGAAAACAGGAGGUUUCUUCUCUGGCAUAUUUAAAGGCGUAAAACACGCGGCAGAAGAUGCAGCAGACGAAGUUAAAGACUUUUUGGACGAGACGAAAAAAGAAGCUGAAUUGGAAGAAGAACGUCUGAAAGAAAAAGCAAGUGGGGAACUUAAAGAGGCGAAAGAUAAAACAGACGCUAUUGUUAGAGGAGUUCAAGAUACUAAAGACAAAGCUAUUGCCGAUGUAAAAGAUACAAAGGAUAAAACAGUUGCGGUUGUAAAGGACAAAAAAGAUAAACUUGCCGAAGAUGUUUCGACAGAAGCUCAAAAAGUUGCUGACGCUAAAAAAGAGGUCAAAGAGAAAGUUACCGCAGAAACUAAGAAAGUUGGCGAAAAGAUAAGUGACGCUGCAAAAGAUGUUGCGCAAGGCGUUAAAGAUACUAAGGACGCAGCUAUUAAAGAAGUGAAAGAAGACGCAAAACUCGUGAAAGAAAAAGUAGCAGCUGGAGCUGAUGCUACAGCGGAAGCUGCAGAUACUGCAAAAGAUAAAGCGACAAAAGAAGCAAAGAAAGCAAAGGAGAAAGCUGGUGGUUUCUUCUCCGGCAUUUUUAAAGGCGCCAAGCACGCAGCAGACGAAACAUCUGACGAUGUCAAAGACUUUUUGGACGAAACAAAACGAGAAGCAUCUUUGGAAAAAGAACGUGCAAAAGAUGCAGUUGCUACUGGUCUCAAAGAACUAAAAGACAAAAAAGAUGAUACUGUAGACGAAAUUAAAGACGCUGCAGACAAAACCGUAACAGACGUCAAAGAUGUGAAGGACAAAACAGUUACUGUAGUAAAAGAUACAAAAGAUAAAUUUGUCGACGGCGUCUCGAAAGAAGCUCAGAAAGUUGCCGACGCUACGAAAGAAACUACUGAAAAAGUUACUACAAAAACAAAGAAAAUCGGCGAGAAAAUUGGUGACGUUGCAAAAGAUGUAGCGCAAGACGUUAAGGAUACUAAGGACGCAGCUGUUAAAGAAGUGAAAGAAGACGCAAAACUCGCGAAAGAAAAAGUAGCAGCUGGAGCUGAUGCUGCGGCAGAAGCUGCGGAUACGGCAAAAGAUAAAGCGACAAAGGAAGCAAAAAAAGCAAAAGAUAAAGCAGGUGGUUUCUUCUCAGGCAUUUUUAAAGGCGCGAAGCACGCAGCAGACGAAACAGCUGACGAUAUCAAAGAGUUUUUGGACGAAACAAAACGAGAAGCGUCCUUAGAAAAGGAACGUGCUAAAGAUGCAGUUACUACUGGUCUCAAGGAUCUGAAGGACAAAAAAGACGAUACUGUUGCCGGUAUUAAAGACGUUGCGGAUAAAACCGUAGCAGACGUAAAAGAUGUGAAGGACAAAACAAUUACUGCAGUAAAAGAUAAAAAAGAUAAGCUUGCCGAUGACGUCUCGAAAGAAGCUCAAAAAGUUGCUGACGCUACAAGAGAGACCAAAGAGAAAGUUAGUGCAGAAACAAAGAAAAUUGGAGAAAAAAUAAGUGACGCUGCAAAGGAUGUUGCUCAAGACGCUAAAGACACAAAGGAUGCAGCCGUGAAAGAAGUAAAAGAAGAUGCAAAACUAAUGAAAGAAAAACUUGCAGCAGGAACUGACGCUGCGGCGGAGGCUGCAGACACGGCUAAAGAUAAAGCGACGAAAGAAGCAAAGAAAGCAAAAGACAAAGCAGGAGGUUUCUUCUCCGGAAUAUUUAAAGGCGCAAAACACGCAGCAGAAGAAACAGCGGACGACGUCAAGGACUUCUUGGACGAAACGAAGAAAGAAGCUGAAUUGGAAGAAGAACGUCUGAGAGAAAAAGCUAGUGCGGGACUUAAAGAGGCUAAAGAUAAAAAAGAUGUCAUUGUCACAGGAGUUCAAGAUACCGCGGAUAAAGCCGUAGCCGAUAUGAAAGAUGCAAAAGAUAAAACAGUUGCUGUUGUAAAAGACAAAAAAGAUAAACUUGCGGAAGAUGUUUCGAAAGAAGCUCAAAAAGUUGCUGAAGCUACGAAAGAGGCCAAAGAGAAAGCUACUGCAGAAACUAAGAAAGUUGGCGAAAAAAUAAGUGACACUGCAAAAGAUGUUGCGCAAGGAGUUAAGGAUACUAAGGAUGCAGCUGUUAAAGAAGUGAAAGAAGACGCCAAGAUAGUGAAAGAAAAAGUAGCUGCUGAAACUGAUGCUGCAUUGGAGGCUGCUGAUACUGCUAAAGAUAAAGCGAAGAAGGAAGCAAAGAAAGCAAAAGAGAAAACGGGUGGUUUCUUUACGGGCAUUUUUAAAGGCGCAAAACACGCAGCCGAAGAAGCAGCUGACGACGUCAAGGACUUUUUGGACGAAACAAAGAAAGAAGCUGAAUUGGAAGAAGAACGUCUGAAAGAAAAAACCAGUGCGGGACUUAAAGAGGUAAAAGAUAAGAAAGAUGCUAUUGUCACAGGAAUUCAAGAUACGACGGAUAAAGCCGUAGCCGAUAUGAAAGAUGCAAAAGAUAAAACAGUUGCUGUUGUAAAGGACAAAAAAGAUAAACUUGCCGAAGAUGUUUCGAAAGAAUCUCAAAAAGUUGCUGACGCUACGAAAGAGGUCAAAGAGAAAGUAACCGCAGAAACUAAGAAAGUUGGCGAUAAGAUAAGUGACGCUGCAAAAGAUGUUGCGCAAGGCGUUAAGGAUACUAAAAAUGCAGCCGUUACAGAAGUCAAAGAAGACGCCAAACUCACGAAAGAAAAACUUGCAGCUGGAGCUGAUGCUGCGGCGGAGGCUGCAGAUACUGCUAAAGACAAAGCAAAAAAAGAAGCUAAAAAAGCAAAGGAGAAAGCCGGUGGUUUCUUCUCUGGCAUCUUUAAAGGCGCAAAGCACUCAGCAGAAGAUGCAGCUGACGAUGUUAAAGAAUUCUUGGAUGAAACGAAGAGAGAAGCUUCAUUAGAAAGAGAACGUGCUAAAGAUGCAGUUACUGCUGGUCUCAAAGAUUUGAAAGACAAGAAGGACGAUGCUGCUUCUGGAAUUCAACACACUGCCGACAAAGUUGUAGCCGAUGUAAAGGACGCGAAAGAUAAAACAGUUGCAGCUGUAAAAGAUAAAAAAGAUAAACUUGCCGGAGAUGUAUCGAAAGAAGCUCAAAAAGUUGCUGACGCUACGAAGGAGGCCAAAGAGAAAGUUACCACAGAAACAAAGAAAGUUGGAGAGAAAAUAAGUGACGUUGCAAAAGAUGUUGCUCAAGACACAAAAGACACUAAGGAUGCAGCCGUGAAAGAAGUAAACGAAGACGCAAAACUAGUGAAAGAAAAAAUAGCAGCCGGAGCUGAUGCUGCGGCAGACGCUGCAGAUACGGCUAAAGAUAAAGCGGCGAAAGAAGCGAAGAAAGCCAAAGACAAAGCAAGUGGUUUUCUUUCAGGAAUAUUCAAAGGAUCAAAACAUUCUAUAGAUAGUGCAGCUGAUAAUGUAAAAGAUUUCUUGGAAGAAACGAAAAAAGAGGCAGCAUUGGAGCAAGCGCUCGCGAAAGAAGCAGCGGAAGCGGAACUAAAAGAUCUAGAGCGAAAGAAGGACACUGUUGUUGCCGAAAUGAAAGACACAAAGGAUAGUGUAAGUAAAAAAGUAAGCGACAAAGUUAAGGAUAUUACUGAUGCAACUAAGGCAGCUGGCGAUACAGUAGUUACUGAUACAAAGCAAAUAGCUGGUGAUAUCACGCAAGGAGCUGCAGAUGUUAAGGAUGCUGUUGCAAAAGAAAUUAAGGAAGAUGUACAAGCAUCGAAAGACAAACUAAAAGAGGGAAGCGAUGCAGUAACAAAUGCUGUCUCAGCUUCAAAAGAUACGGUAGCAAAGGAGGCGAAGAAAGCUAAAGACAAAGGCAGUGGUUUUCUUUCGGGAAUAUUCAAAAGCACAAAACACACAGUGGAAGAAGCAUCACAUGACGUGAAAGAUUACGUAGACGAAACGAAGAAAGAUCUCGAUCAAGAAAAGGAAAUUGUUAAAGAAAAAGUUGCUGUUGGUAUUAAAGACUUGAAAGAUCAAAAGGAUGCAGUUGUCACCAAAGUUCAAGAAAGUUCUGACAAAGUCGCAACAGAUGCAAAAACCGCCACUCACACACUUUCUGAUCUUAAAGAUAAAGUUGGAGACGAAAUUUCCAAAGAUGCACAAAAGGUUGUCGAUACCACAAAAUCAACAGGCGAAAAAAUAGAGGCAGAAACAAAAAAAGUUGGUGAAAAAAUAAGUGAAACUGCAAAAGAUGUUGCGCAAAGUGUUAAGGACAAGAAGGAUGCUGUGGUAAAAGAAGUGAAAGAAGACGCCAAGAUAGUGAAAGAAAAAGUAACAGCUGGAGCUGAUGCUGCAGCGGAAGCUGCAGAUAGUGCUAAGGAUAAAGCGAAGAAGGAAGCGAAGAAAGCAAAAGAUAAAACAAGUGGUUUCUUCUCUGGCAUCUUCAAAGGCGCAAAACAUGCAGUAGAAGACGCAGCUGACGACGUUAAGGACUUUUUGGACGAAACAAAGAAAGAAGCUGAAUUGGAAGAAGAACAUCUGAAAGAAAAAGCAAGUGCGGGACUUAAAGAGGCGAAAGAUAAAAAGGAUGCCAUUGUUACAGGAGUUCAAGAUACCGCAGACAAAGCCGUAACCGACAUGAAGGACGCAAAAGAUAAAACAGUUUCAGCUGUAAAAGACACAAAAGACAAAAUUGCAAAAGAAGUUGCGGCAGACGCACAAAAAGUUACGGACGCUACGAAAGCAGCUGGUGAAACAGUAGCAACAAAAACAAAAACAGUCGGUGAAAAAAUAAGUGAAACUGCAAAAGACGCUGCGCAAAGUGUUAAGGAUACUAAGGAUGCAGCAGUUAAAGAAGUUAAAGAAGACGCAAAACUUGUGAAAGAAAAAUUAACAGCAGGAGCUGAUGCUGCGGGAGAAGCUGCGGAUACUGCAAAAGAUAAAGCGACGAAGGAAGCAAAGAAAGCGAAGGAGAAAGCUGGUGGUUUCUUCUCAGGCAUUUUUAAAGGCGCAAAACACGCAGCAGAUGAGACAGCUGACGAUGUCAAAGACUUUUUGGACGAAACAAAACGAGAAGCAUCUUUGGAAAAAGAACGUGCUAAAGACGCAGUUACCACUGGUGUCAAAGAAUUGAAAGACAAAAAAGACGAUGCUGUGACGGAAAUUCAAGAUGUCGCCGACAAAACUGUAGCCGACGUAAAAGACGCAAAAGAUAAAACAGUUGCGGCUGUAAAAGAUAAAAAAGAUAAGCUUGUCGAAGACGUCUCGAAAGAAGCUCAGAAAGUUGCUGAUGUUACGAAAGAAACUACUGAAAAAGUCACUACAGAAACAAAGAAAAUUGGUGAAAAAAUUGGCGACGCUGCGAAGGAUGUAGCUCUUGGCGUCAAAGACACUAAAGACGCAGCGGUGAAGGAAGUGAAAGAAGACGCAAAACUCGCUAAAGAAAAACUUGGAGCGGGAGUUGACGCUGCGGCAGAGGCAGCAGAUACUGCAAAAGAUAAAGCGAAGAAAGAAGCGAAGAAAGCGAAAGACAAAACAGGUGGUUUCUUAUCGGGCAUCUUCAAAGGCGCAAAACACGCAGCCGAAGAAGCAGUCGACGACGUCAAGGACUUUUUGGACGAAACGAAGAAAGAAGCUGAAUUGGAAGAAGAACGUUUGAAAGAAAAAGCUAGUGCGGAACUUAAAGAGGCUAAAGAUAAAAAAGAUGCCAUUGUUACAGGAGUUCAAGAUACCGCGGACAAAGUUAUUGCCGAUGUAAAAGACGCAAAGGACAAAACAGUUACGGCUGUAAAAGAUAAAAAAGAUAAACUUGCCGAAGAUGUUUCGAAAGAAGCUCAAAAAGUUGCUGACGCUACGAAAGAAACUAAAGAAAAAGUUACCGCAGAAACGAAGAAAGUUGGUGAUAAAAUAAGUGACUCCGCAAAAGAUGUUGCGCAAGGCGUUAAAGACGCUAAAGACGCAGCGGUAAAGGAAGUGAAAGAAGACGCAAAACUCGCGAAAGAAAAACUUGCAGCGGGAGUUGACGCUGCGGCAGAAGCAGCAGAUACUGCAAAAGAUAAAGCAAAGAAAGCGAAAGACAAAACAGGCGGUUUCUUAUCGGGCAUUUUCAAAGGCGCAAAACACACAGCCGAAGAAGCAGCUGACGACGUCAAGGACUUUGUGGACGAGACGAAGAGAGAAGCUUCCGUAGAAAAAGAACGUGCUAAAGAUUCAGUUACUGCUGGUCUCAAGGAUUUGAAAGACAAAAGAGACGAUGCUGUGGCCGGAAUUCAAGACGUCACCGAAAAAGCCGUAGCCGAUGUGAAGGAUGCGAAAGAUAAAACUGUUGCGGCUGUGAAAGAUAAAAAAGAUAAGGUUGUUGAUGACGUUUCAACGGAAGCUCAGAAAGUAGUAGACGCUGCGAAAAAAGGCAGUGAGAAAGUUACCACGGAAGCGAAGAAGGGUGUGGAGAAAAUAAGUGAUGGUGCGAAGGACGUCGCGCAAGGCGUUAAAGACACUAAGGACGCAGCUGUCAAAGAAGUAAAAGAAGAUGCAAAACUAGCGAAAGAAAAAGUAGCAGCUGGAGCUGAUGCUGCGGCAGAAGCUGCAGAUACGGCUAAAGAUAAAGCGAAGAAAGAAGCAAAGAAAGCAAAGGAGAAAGCUGGUGGUUUCUUUUCUGGCAUCUUUAAAGGCUCAAAACACGCAGCAGAAGAUGCAGCUGAUGAUGUCAAAGAAUUUUUGGACGAAACAAAGAGGGAAGCUUCUUUAGAAAGAGAACGUGCUAAAGAUGCAGUUACUGCUGGUCUCAAAGAUUUGAAAGACAAGAAGGACGAUGCUGUUUCCGAAAUUCGACUUGCCGGCGACAAAGCUGCAGCCGAUGUGAAGGAUGCGAAAGAUAAAACAGUUGCAGCUGUAAAGGAAACAAAAGAUAAACUUGCCGAAGACGUUUCGAAAGAAGCUCAAAAACUUACUGACGCUACGAAAGAAGCUAGUGAAAAAGUUACCGCAGAAACGAAGAAGGUUGGAGAGAAAAUAAGUGACGCUGCGAAGGAUGUUGCUCAAGGCGUUAAAGACACUAAGGACGCAGCCGUGAAAGAAGUAAAAGAAGACGCAAAACUAGUGAAAGAAAAAGUAGCAGCUGGAGCUGAUGCUGCUGCAGAGGCUGCGGAUACGGCUAAAGAUAAAGCGACGAAAGAAGCGAAGAAAGCGAAGGACAAAGCAGGUGGUUUCUUCUCCGGUAUCUUUAAAGGCGCGAAACAUGCGGCGGAAGAUGUCUCUGCUGACGCAAAAGAAAUAGCAGAUGACGUUAAGAAAGGAGCGGUUGCAGAGGAAGAACGCAUCAGAGAAGCGACAGAAUCGGGAUUGAAAAAAGCGAAAGACAAAAAAGAUAGUGCGAUAAGCAGCAUUAAAGAUGCAAAGGAAAAGACAAAAACAACAAUUCGAGACUCUUCGGAUAAGAUGGCAGAAAAAUUAUCUGAUGAUGUUCACAGAACUGUUGGCAGUCUUAAAGACAAAACCGACAAAGUAGCUACCGACAUACAAGAUGCGUAUGGUCAAACAAAAUUAGCUGGACAAGAUCUUAUAGAAAGUAGCAAAGAGAAGAAAGAUGCGAUUGUGAAGAAAGGUAAAGAAGACGUUCAAACAGCGAAAGACAAAGGCACUGAUUUCAUCACUGGUAUUGUUAAGGAAGUGAAACACAGCGCCGAAAGUAAAACCGACGAUAUGAGUAAAUUUUUAGACGAAAUGAAGCGAGAUGCAUCUAUAGAGAAGGAUCGAAUAAAGGAAGCCACUUCCGCAGAGCUGAAAGAAUUGGAAAAGAAAAAGGACGCUAUUGUUACGGAUGUAAAAGAUGCAACAGAUCGAGCAGUUUCUGAAGUAAAAGACGUCAAGGACAAAACUGUAACAGCCACGAAGGAUGCAGCGGAUCGACUAACCGAAAAGGUGUCCGAGGACAUUGAUAAAGCUAAAGACAAAACGCAAGCCGCAAGAGACAAGAUAACAUCAGAAGUGAAAGAAGUUGACAGAAAACUAGAUUCAACAGCGAAAGAUACUACGCAGAAAAUUACAGAUACUAAAGACGCAAUUGUUAAAGAACUGAAGGAUGAUUCGAAAAUAGUGAAAGAAAAAUUAACAUCUGGUGUCGAAGAUGUAGCCGACGGCGCAGAAGAUGCCAAAGAUAAAAUAAGUAAAGAAACAAAGAAAGCUAAAGACAAAGCAGGUGGUUUCUUCUCCGGCAUCUUUAAAGGCGCUAAACAUGCGGUUGAAGAUGCAGCGGACGACAUGAAAGACUUUUUGGACGAGACGAAGAAGGAAGCUGAAUUGGAAGAAGAACGUCUGAAAGAAAAAGCCAGUGCGGGACUUAAAGAGACAAAGGACAAAAAAGAUGCCGUUGUCACUGGAGUUCAACAGACUGCAGACAAGGCUAUUGCCGACGUAAAAGAUGCAAAAGAUAAAACACUUUCUGCAGCGAAGGACAAAAAAGAUCAAAUUAUAGACGAAGUUUCAACAGACGCCCGGAAGAUCGCAGAUUCCACGAAAGCAGUUGCUGAGAAGGUAGCCACGGAAACGAAGAAAGUUGGUGAGAAGAUCGGUGAAACUGCAAAGGAUGCUGCGCAAGGCGUUAAGGACACUAAAGAUGCGGCGGUUAAAGAAGUCAAAGAAGACGCAAAACUUGUGAAAGAAAAAUUGACAGCAGGAGCUGAUGCUGCGGGAGAAGCUGCGGAUACUGCGAAAGAUAAAGCAACGAAGGAAGCGAAGAAAGCAAAGGAGAAAGCUGGUGGUUUCUUCUCCGGCAUCUUUAAAGGAGCGAAACACGCGGUAGAGGACGCAGCUGACGAUGUUAAAGACUUUUUGGACGAAACAAAGAAAGAAGCCGUAUUGGAAGAAGAACGUGUAAAAGAAAAAGCUACUACUGGACUCAAAGAGGCGAAGGAUAAAAAAGAUGCUAUUGUCACUGGCAUUCAAGACACUACGGACAAAGCCGUGGCCGACGUAAAAAGCGCGAAGGAUAAAACGGUUGCUGCUGUAAAAGAUAAAAAAGACAAGUUAGCCGAAGACGUUUCCAAAGAAGCUCAAAAAGUUGCUGACGCUACGAAAGAGGUCAGUGAAAAAGUUACCGCAGAAACAAAGAAAGUUGGCGAGAAAAUCGGCGAAGCUGCGAAGGAUGCUGCGCAAGGCGUCAAAGACACUAAAGACGCAGCGGUGAAGGAAGUGAAAGAAGACGCAAAACUCGCGAAAGAAAAACUUGCAGCGGGAGUUGACGCUACGGCAGAGGCAGCAGACACUGCAAAAGAUAAAACGAAGAAAGCGAAAGACAAAACAGGCGGUUUCUUAUCGGGCAUUUUCAAAGGCGCGAAACACACAGCCGAAGAAGCAACUGACGACGUCAAGGACUUUUUGGACGAAACGAAGAAAGAAGCCGAGUUGGAGAAGCAACGUCUUCAAGAAGAAGCUGCCACGAGUCUGAAAGACGUAAAAGACAAAAAAGACGCUGUUGUUGCAGGUGUUCAAGAAGCCGCAGAUAAAGCCAAGGCUGACGUGAAAGACGCAAAGGAUAAAACACUUUCUGCGGCAAAAGACAAGAAAGAUAAAAUUGUGGACGAAGUUUCAGCAGACGCUCGGAAGAUCGCAGACUCCACGAAAGCAACUGCUGAGAAAGCGGUGACGGAAACGAAGAAGGUUGGUGAGAAAAUCGGCGAAGCUGCAAAGGGCGCCGCGCAAGGCGUUAAGGACACUAAGGAUGCGGCCGUAAAAGAAGCGAAGGAAGACGCAAAACAAGUGAAAGAACAAUUGGCUGCGGGAGCUGAUGCUGUAGCGGAGACCGCAGAUACGGCUAAAGAUAAAGCGACGAAGGAAGCGAAAAAAGCAAAGGAGAAGGGAUCUGGCUUUUUAUCGGGUAUAAUCAAAGGCGCAAAACAUGCCGUUGGAAGUGCAACGGAUGACGUGAAAGACUUUUUGGACGAGACAAAACACGAAGCUGAAUUGGAAGAAGCUCGUGCAAAGGAAGCCGCAGCGGCUGGUUUGAAGGAUCUUGAGGAAAAGAAAGACGCGAUUGUAAGCGGCGUAAAAGAUACAACUGAUCGGACUGUUACCGGAGUAAAAGACGCCGCGGACAAAACCGUCACAGCUGUAAAACAGACGAAAGACAAGAUUACCGAGAAAGUAGCCGAAGACGUUCAGAAAGCUUCUGACGCUGCUAAAACCGCCAAAGACAAGGUAACGUCGGGCGCGAAGGAAGCUGGUAAAAAAGUAGAUUCGACCGCGCGAGACAUCGCGCAAGGAGUUUCGGACACGAGGGACGCGGCUGUUAAAGAAGUUAAAGACGACGCAAAAGCGAUAAAAGAGAAAGUAACCACCGGCGUUGGCGCCGCGGCUGACGCUGCCGAUACCGCGAAAGAUAAAGCAGGUAAAGAAGCAAAGAAGGCUAAAGAAAAGGGAUCCGGAUUUCUCUCGGGAAUAGUUAAAAGCGCGAAACAUACCGUCGAGAGCGCGAAAGACGACGUCAAGGAAUUCUGGGAUGAAACGAAACACGAGGCGGAACUGGAGGAAGCUCGCGCGAAGGAAGCGGCAGCGGCGGCAUUGAAAGAUCUCGAACAGAAGAAGGAUAGUGUCGUCACCAGCGUGAAAAGCGGCACGGAAGAUGUGGCAGCUACUGUCAAAGAUGUCAAAGAUGGCAUUUCCAAGGGAGCUGAUCAGGCAGCGGAAACGACGAAGGUCGCGGCUGACAAGUUAGCGAUUGAGACCAAAAAGGUCGGCGAAAAAGUAGAAUCCAAGGCCGCGGACGUUGCGCGCGAAGCGAAGGACGCUAAGAAAAGUCUGGAGAAGAAAAUCGAAGAGGAUAAAAGAGCGGCGAAAGAUAAGCUAGCGACGAGUGCGGACGCUGUUGCGGACAGCGCUAAAACGACUAAGAGCGAACUUGAAGAGAACGUGAAGAAGACGAAGGAAAAAGGCGCCGAUUUGCUCGCUGGUGUUGUUCAAAGUGCGAAGCAAACCGGGAAGGAAGUUACGGACGACGUGAAAGACUUUCUGGAAGCGACCAAGCGAGAAGCAGCCGCUGAGGAGGCGCUCGCCAGAGAAGCCGCGGCAACGAGAUCGAAAGAACUCGAACUGAAGAAGGAUAAAAUAGCCGAGGGGAUUAAAACCGCGAAGGAUAAAACGGUGAAGGGCGCGAAGGACGUCAAGGAAAAGAGCGUUUCCGGCGUAAAGAGUAUAAAGGAAAAAACAGUUUCCACUGUGAAGACGACGGGAUCGAAGAUAGAGCAAGGCGUGUCGCGGGCCAGCGAGAAAGUUAAGUCAGCCGGUCAGGACGCGACGCAGAAGGCUAAACGUGCCAAAGACACCGUCGUGAGCGAAGCGAGGGAGGACACGAAGCUAGCGAAGGAAAAGUUGGCAGCUGGCGUCGGCGCGAUCGCGGUCACCGCGGAAUCCGUCAAGGACAAGACCGCGAAGGACGUGAAAAAGACCAAGCAGAAGGCCGGCGGUUUUCUGUCGGGUGUGGUGAAGAGCGCGAAGCACGCGGUUGAAGGCGCGGCGGACGACAUGAAGGACUUUUUGGAGGAGACCAAGCAAGAAGCGGUCGCGGAAGAAGCUCGUGCCAAGAGCGAUUACGCGAAAGAGAAAUCUCCGAAAUUGACGGCCGACAAAUUCACGGAAGACGCGAGAAAGAAAGUCGCCCAGAAAACGUCAUCUUCUAUGACGAAAGACGCGUGGGCAGACGCUCCAUCUGUUUCAAAAGUAACCGAGACAAGACGAGUCGUUGAGAAAGCAGGUCCAACAUUCGCAGACGAGUACGAGGUCGAGGAGGAGGUAGUUGUUCGUGGUAGUUCCGAGGUGGCGGACAAACCGGAGACGUCGUCGGGCGACGUCGAGCAUUUAACCGAGACAGUUAGGGUUAAGAGAAUAUCUCGCAUUCCACAAAAAAAAACUAGUCCGGGCAAGGAGGCGGUCGCGCCGGACGAUUCAGGUACCUCGCGUAGUAGAGUAGUAGAGACGGUAACUACGACAAUAGAGCACCCCGAGCCUCGCACACGGCAAUCCGUCACGACUACAGUCGUGACAAAAUCAGUGCGAACGACUCCACCACCACCCGGUUUACUCGCCGAGUUCACUGACAGUAGAACCGAAGACGUGACCGAAGAGGCGGCUAGACGCGCCCAGAACCUGGCGGAGCAGGCGGCGUACACCGCGACGAAAGCAGGGCAUGAUUCGGCUGAAAUUGAUGGGACUGUAGAGAGGCAUGCUACUUCUGCUCCAUCAAAGCAACCUGUUCCCGCCCCGCGUCACUCCACCACCAAGCCGAGUACUAAACCCGAGUUCCGUCUGGAGCUCGGUGACGUUACGCGAAUGCGUAAAACGUUUGAGCAGCAGCCGGCCGGCAGAUCGACGACGCAGGAAGAGCAAUCGUCGGGCAAGAGCAGUCCGAAGAGUAAGAUUCCCGUUAAAACUGACUCGCGCAGUCCUAAAUCGAGCGGCGAGGCGAUCCGCGCCGAGUCCGUUCCGCUUGAGUUUUCGGAAGAUUGUAUUGCCGUCCCGCAAACGGUUUCACGAACCGUCAAAUACAUCACCAGAGAGUACACAGACGGGGAAUUGACCAAAGAGACGGUGGAAGAGAGCGCGUCGCCGAAGAGCGCGACCGAAACGAUCAAACCGGAUAACGAGACCGUAAUAAGGACUGUAAGGAGUACGAAAACAGAUCCCUCGGUGGAACAAAUACAACAAACAACGACCACGACCACCACCACUACGAUAGUGAGUGACGAUCCGUCGCUCGAUCCGGAUAAACUUGAGGAGCUCUUGAAAACAGGCGGAGUCGUGGAAACGGUGAGGACCGUGACUCUGACUUCGGAGGACAGCGCUCUGCAGCCGAUGACGCGCGAGGAGGUCGUGAAGAGGAUAAAUCAGGUCGCCAGCACGCUGCCGAGCGAAAUUUUUUACUUCGGCGACAAGUGUACUCCGGACUCCUCGAUAAGCAAGACUGACAAAUCGGAGACUGACGGUACGGCAGUGCAGACGGUCACGACCGUACAACACGUGAAGGUGAAGAUGCCGGAAUCCGAGAGGAUCGAGAAAGUGAUGCGAACGAUGAUUUCCAGCAGCAGCGGCGACGGCGACGGCGGCUACUCGGCGGACGCGGAGGCCGCCCUGAAGAGUCUUCAGGAACGAUUGAUCAAGUCGAGCGAGAUCGGGGAGACCGCCUCGUGGGCGGCGAGCGAGCAGUGGGAAACCGGGGCGCAAUAUUCCCAAGACACGUCGCCGAGCUCCGGUAACGGGGGCGCCGACGUGUUUACCUCCAGCAACAACAAUAACAACAACAACAACAAGAGCGGCGGUAACUCAAGACACGAAAUGCACAGCGACACCGACAGUGACGGUUCGCCCCAACCUAGAAGACGUACCUCCCCGAGCAAGAGGCGUACAUUGGGCAGUUCCAGCGGGUCGGAUGUAGCACUGCACGAAGGUGCGGAGCUGUCCCCGUUGGAGGACGACCAAGGUACCGCACUCUCACAGCUAAGCCUUCUAAAAUCUGACUUUUUGCAACAUAGCGAGCCAUCCUACAUGGAAACGACUACGAUCGAGGUGGAUCCCGUCACGCAUGAAAGUAUAACAACGACCACGCGAACGGAAUCGAGAACAAUAUCAUCGUCCGUGGGAGCCGGUGGCACGGACGAUCUGCGGGAAUCUAUGCAGAAGAUCAUGGACACGUUCAUGACGGAGGAAAGAAAGGAUCACUAAAUAGGAGAGCGUACGUCCUUGGAAUCUCACAAUGAAGACGGAGAAAAAAUCGCGAAUGAGUGAAAUCUCUUGAUACAUGGAUUCUCUCUCGUGAUAAAUCUUCCUUGACGCGAAACAGCUCGAACUUCGACGCGUCCUCGGGUGUCGAACCGACGAGUUUUUUCGAUCGCGAUCACAGGGGGAGGAGAUCGUUUUUUUUUUUUUUUUGUUUUGCGGAAAAGGCAGAUGUGGGAGGGCGUGCGUUUCCGUCGCUCCUUUAUAGAGUGUCGUCUCUCUCUCUGAAGCGCUACGCGCGAAAAAAAAUAAUAAUAAUAAAAUAAAAAACCACGCACGAUGAUUUCAUCACCACGCUCCAUGGCCUACGCUUCGGAUUUGCUUGCCUUUCCGUUCCGCUCGGUUGCCUUAACGUCCCUUUACGUUCGAAAUCGCGCGAUUGACGACGAUGUGUCUAUGUGUGUCGCUAGUCCGACUAGCCGUUACGCGCUAGUCCUCACUAUGCCAACCCGUCCAUACGUACGUACCACCGCCUUUCUCGUGUCGUUCGGUGUGCGAGUCGCGGAAGCGAGAGAAAGAUGUUACGGGCGGUAUAAAAAAAAAAAAAGAAAAAAAAACGACAAAAAGAACGCGGCGGGAACGCGGCAGACGAGAGAUACAAAUGUCUAAGAACGAACAAUUAUCUGCCUGACAUUAUUAUCGACUUUAGAUAGUAGGACGAUUCUCGCGAAGAAAAACAAAACAAUAAUCCGUUCACACACAAGCUUUAGGAUGGUUGUACUACUCUGUAUCCGCGCAAUAUGUUGCUUACAAUAAUAUAUACAUAUAUAUAUAUAUAUAUAGAUCGGGGGGCAAUAUAUACAUAUAUAUAUAUAAAUAUUAUAUAUAUAUAUAUAUAUAUAUAUCGCUAAUACUUAUCGACAACGGACGAACUAUUGAAGUUUGCGAAAAAAAAACGACGAUGAGAAAAAAGUUUCUUCUUGUUAUUCGACUCAAGUCGCGAUAUUUCGUUCGCAUCUUAAAAGACACGAACUGCUAGAGAAGCGCAGAGAUCCGUUCGCGUGCGCACCGGCCGCGUGUUGAUUUUGAUUAACAGCAAGAAAAAUAAUAAUAAUUAAUAAAAAAAGAAAAUGUUUUUAUCCGCGCAUCGAGAAGGAGGAGAAAACACAAUAAUGUGUAAAUUUAACUUGUUUAAAGGUAUACAUUUCCUAACAACAAUUUUUAAUUGUAUAUAUGAUAAUUUCUUAGCGUAAUUUAAUAUAUAUGUAAAUGUAUUAUGGAUUACGCGCGAUAUAGUAAUAACCGUAAGAUAUACACACACGCUAUAUACGGGAAUAUUUUUAAUUUAUACAGCAAGAGUCCCUCUCUCUUUCCCUGGACCACCAUCACCACUCACCGUUGUAAACGCUCGUUAUAAUUUGUAUAAGCUCGAGAAAAGAAAAAAAAAAAAAAAA
Molecule: messenger RNA, 24385 nt
Organism: Pseudomyrmex gracilis
Lineage: Eukaryota; Metazoa; Arthropoda; Insecta; Hymenoptera; Formicidae
Product: ankyrin-2-like
Exons: 38
Coding region: 768-22937 (7389 amino acids)
Biological process (GO): regulation of cardiac muscle contraction; lipid transport; lipoprotein metabolic process
Cellular component (GO): T-tubule; extracellular region
Molecular function (GO): lipid binding; protein binding
Source: RefSeq, a predicted model, not a curated record